UUCAUAGGUAUAUCAUAAAUACUCGGUCUCUGUUCCUGAAACCAAAGGUCGCUCUGCAUUAAAGCAGUGAGGUGAAUGUAGGAGUGGAUCCAGUGGAAGUCAUUCCUCAGAAGAACCAGCUGCUGAAUGUCAGAAAGGACUUCCUCCAAAACUGGGUGGCCUGGCAGAUCUCUUCAGCACUCAGCAGCCUACUGAGGCUUCUGACUUCCUAGGUGACCAUGGGCACCGAAUAUGAAAAAGGUCAUAUCAAAAAGCUGCAGGAGCAGCGUAUGUCCAUGCAAAAGAAAACCUUCACCAACUGGAUGAACAAUGUCUUCUCCAGGAAUAAUGUGAGGAUUGAGUUAGAAGAUAUUUACACAGACUUGAAGGAUGGCAUCUCUCUCAUGAAACUCCUGGAGCUGCUCUCCGGAGAAGCUUUGCCCAAACCAAGCCGGGGAAGGAUGAGAGUGCAUUUUCUAGAGAACAACAGCAAAGCCAUCACAUUUCUGAAAUCCAAGCAGGUACAAGUAAAAGUGAUUGGUCCUGAGAAUAUCGUAGAUGGUGACAGAACCUUAAUCCUGGGCCUUAUCUGGAUCAUCAUACUUCGAUUUCAGAUUUCAUCUAUCAAACUUGAUAAGGAAGAAUUUGGAGGCAGAGCUGAUGUUCUAUUUGCCAAUGAAGCCUUAUUACUCUGGUGUCAGCAUAAAACUGCCAGCUAUUCCAAUGUGAGUGUGAAAGACUUCUCCAAAAGUUGGAGUGAUGGGCUGGCCUUCAAUGCACUCAUACAUGCUCACAGGCCUGAUCUUAUCCACUACAGCUCACUGCGGCAGGACCAGCCCAUUAAAAACCUGAACAAUGCCUUUGAUGUUGCUGAGAAAGAGUUUGGAAUCAGCAAACUGCUUGAUGCUGAGGAUGUGGCAGUGCCCUAUCCGGAUGAGAGAUCCAUCAUGACUUAUGUGUCACUCUAUUACCACUACUUCUCCAGACUGAAACAAGGCCAAACAAUACAAAAGAGACUUAACAAAAUUGUGUUCUUCCUGAAGGAGAUAGAUGACUUGAAGCUUCAGUAUGAGCAGAUGGUCUCUGACCUCCUGAAAUGGAUUAAACAGAAGGUGAUGGAGCUGGAUGACCGUCAUUUCCCAAACUCUCUUCAGGAAAUGUGGCUGCUCAUGGCCAACUUUAAAACCUUCCGCACUGUGGAGAAACCCCCCAAAUACCAAGAGAAGGGCAUGAUUGAAGCUCAUCUCUUCAACAUCAGGACCAAACAGAGAGCCAACAACCAACGGCCAUACUUGCCUCCGGAAGGGAAGAUGCUGCAGGAUGUGGAAAAGCACUGGAUCAUCCUGGAAAAGUCAGAGCACAACCGGGGAAAAGCACUGCAAACAGAGAUGCUGAGGCUAGAAAGGCUGGAACAGCUAGCCCAGAGGUUCCUGAAGAAGGCAGCCCUGCGUGAGUCCUACUUGGAAGACAUGAAGAAAGUGAUUGGCAAGCAGGACUUCUGGCCAGAGAGCGUGGACAGGAUGGAGGCUGCCAGUAGGAAGCUGGAAGCCAUUGUGGCGGAUGUACUGCCCAGGAGGGAACGCUUCGCAGCCCUGGACGAGAUGGCCACCGUUAUCAGCCAGGAGAACUAUCACGGCAAAGACCGAGUCUUGCUGAAGCAAAAGAGCAUUUCAAAGCAAUGGCAGGAUCUCCUGGAUCAGCUGCAGAGACGAGAACAAUCCCUGGGAACAAUGCAGGAAAUUCUGGGCCUCCUGAGGGACAUAGAUGCCAUUACAGAGGAGCUGAAAGAGCUGCAGGUGCUAGUGAAUUCUCAGGACUGUGGGAAGCAACUCCUGGAAGUAGUGGAUUUGCUGCAGAAUCACAACUUGGUUGACUCACAGAUCUCUUCCUAUGAUGGCAGAUUGACACACAUCACCCAGAGGACAGCAGAAAUCAGCAAGGACAGCACAGUUAGAUCAGAACUGCUUUAUGCAAAAGUUCAGAUGCUUCAUCAGCUGUACCAGAACCUCACAGCUCAGAGCAAGUCACGCAAAUCUCAGUUGGAAGAGGCUUUGAAGCUUUUUGAAUUCUUCCGUGACUGCAAAGAGGAAGAAUCAUGGAUCUCUGAGAAGUGGAAGCUGGCAAGAAUGACAACACUGGGGAAAGAUGUCAGCCAGAUCACAGCCUCUAUUCAGAAGAACAAGGCUCUUGAAGCAGAGUGCAAUUCACACAGGGCCAUAAGUGCAGAUGUGAUGAGGAGGGGCUGGGAGCUCAGCCAAAAGAACCCCAUGCGCCAGGACGACAUUCUGAGACAGACAGACAACCUCCAGAAGCUGUGGCAGCAGCUCCAAGACGAGGUGGCUGAUCGCAAGAGCCGCCUGCAGGCAGCAGCCCUCAUCAAACAGUACUUCGCUGACAUCGAUGAAGCAAAUUCGUGGCUGCGAGAGAGGCAGCCGCUUCUCGCCAGCGAGGACUAUGGCAAGGACGAAUCAAGUGCCGAAGCGCUGUUGCAUCGUCACUUGCGCCUGGAGGAGGAGAUUGCAGCCUAUUCCUCUGAGAUGAGGCGCCUCAAAGAGCAGGCUGACAUUGCAGCACAGCAGGCUCCAGCUGCAAUGACGAAGAGGGAAGCCCCAAGUGACUUAAACCAAAAGACAACUAGGCUACUAUUCAGCAGAACCCGGGCAACAUCUGAAAGUGCAUCCACUGGAACCUCAAGUCUGGAUGAUCAUUUUCUUCCAGAGAAUAUCUGGAAGACACAAGAAGAAAUAGAUUCACUUUAUGAACAUCUACAGAGCAUGGCUGAGAACAGAAAAAAGGCUCUGGAGGAGAUGAUUGGAUAUUAUCGCUUCUGUAGCUCUUGUGAAGAAUUUCAGUCAUGGAUGAGAGAUAAAGAGAACAUUUUCCGCACUCUUCAACCUCAAGCAGACAAUGUGGAGGUCAUGCAGCAGAAAUAUCAGAGAUUUUUGACAGAACUGGCUGCAGGCAAAGGCCAGCUGGAAGACAUUGAAAAUUUAGCUGCUAAAUAUGGAAAGAUCAGUCCCAGCAAAUAUUUUGAGAUCCAGACUUGGAUGGAAGAGAUCAACAUCAGAUGGCAAUCCAUGGAAACACUGAAGGAGGAGAAAGGCUCUGAGCUGAUUGGAGUGGCUGACGUGAGGACAUUUCUUCAGGACUGCCAGAGCAUAGGAGUGCUGCUGCAAGACAAGAUGGUCCAACUCAGGGAUCUGGAACCAGGGAACUUGCCUGCUGGACUGGAGUCAGACAAGCGCAAACUGCACGCAAUUGAGAGAGAGGUCCUGGUGACAGAGCGGAAAAUUGAAUACUUGAGGAGUGUUGCAAAAUCGAUCAAGGACACCAACCCUGCAGAGAGCAGGGCCAUCACUGAGCAGGUAGAAAACAUGGAGAGACUUCUGGCAAAGCUCAAGCUGGAGAUCCAAAAGAAGCAGGACAUUCUGCAGUGGGCCCAAAACCAACAGUCCUUCCUGCAAGACAGCCGUAGGCUCCUACUGUGGGCAGAGGGCAUUCGGGAGAAACUGAGCAGUGAAGAAGUGGGUCUGGACGUGGGAUCUGCAGAGCAAUUGCUGAAGGAACAUCAAGACCUGCUGAUAGAAAUUGGCUCUCAGAAUGAAAGAUUUCUGCAGCUGGAAGAGCUUGGGCACAAAGUCGUCCACCAACAACCAAGUAACAAUAGGAGCAGAGAUGUCCACCAGACCAUGGAGAGACUUGCCAAGGAGAAAAAAGAGCUGGAGGAAAUGUGGGAAAAGCGAUGGAAAAAGCUGCAGGAUGGCCUGGAAUUGCAGAAGUUCAACAGGGAGGGAGACCGUAUCAAUGCAGCCCUCUCUGGCCAUGAGGCCUUUCUCCGGGGGGAUGACCUCGGGGACCAUGCAGAUGCUGUUCGAAGCCUGCUGAAGCAACAUCAGGAAUUUGAACAACUGCUGAUGGCACUGAAGAGACGAGUGGAAGCACUCAAUGAGAACGGGGUGACCCUAAUAGAGAGCAGGCACUUUGCAUCUCAUCUUGUUGAAGAGAGAAUGGUCACUCUCCGGAGAAGGUGGGAGCAGCUGAUACAAAGCAAUGCCAAAAGAAAACAGAAGUUGUUGGAUUCUCUACAACUACAGGAGUUUAAUCGUGAUGCUGCUGAGCUUUUGAUGUGGAUGGAAGAGAAGUACAAGAUUGCAUCAGAUGAAUCCUAUCGUGAUCCAACAAAUGUUCUACGCAAGCUGAAGUGGCAUGAGGCUGCUGAAAAGGAAAUGUUGGCUAAUGAGGAGCACUUCACAACACUGAUAAAGAAAGGAAAUCAAUUGAUUCAAGACAACCACUAUGCAGCAGUUUCUGUCCAGGAGAAGAUGUCAGAGCUUCAAAAGAAGUGGAAGGAAUUGUAUGGCAAGAUGAUAGAGCGAGGUGACAAACUGAGACAAGCUGGACAGCAGGAACAGCUCAUGGAACUGCUGCAGGAUGCCAAAAAGAAGAUAGAAAAAAUUGAGAGAGUUCUUCAGGAAUCUGAGACAGGCCAUGAUUUGCGCUCCAGCCGUGAUCUACUCAAGCAGCACAGACAGCUGGAGAAUGACACGCGUGAGCUGGCAGAGAAAAUGAAUGCUAUUGUAUCUCAUGCAAGGAAAAUGGCCACCAAUCACUUUGACUCCCAGAGGAUUCUGGAUGAAACACAGAAGUAUCUGAAAAGGUUUGAGUCUUUGCAAGCACCUCUUUAUGAGAGGCGUAAGUUGCUGGAGGCUGCCGUGGAUCUUUAUGAGUUCUACCAUUAUCAUGACAUGGAAAUGAACUGGAUCAAUGAGCGCUUGCCUAUCGCCCACUCCACCAACUGCGGGAAGUCCUUGGAUGUGGCUCAAAACCUGCUGCAAAAGCACAAGGAGCUGCAGGCUGAAGUGAAUGCCCACAAACAGCAAGUCCAGCGGGUCCUGGAUAAAGGAAAGACAAUGAUUGUAGGCCAGCACCCAUCAGCUCAGAAAAUAAGUGAGAAAUGCCAGGAGCUUGUGACUGCCUGGCAGGGCUUGGAGAAGUCCUGUGAGGAAAGGAUGAAGCAGCUGCAGCACUCAGUUGGCUUCCAGGAGUUUUUAAUGAAUACUUCAGACCUGGAGGCUUGGAUAGCAGAAAAAUAUCCACUUGUGACAAGCAAGGAUUAUGGCAAAGACGAAGAUGGAACACUGAAACUCAUCAAGAAACAUAAGGCACUGGAGCAUGAGAUUGCCAUUUACCAAGAUUUGUUGAAAGAACUGAGUGAAAGUGCCCAAGCUCUUCCUCUUGUGGGCUCCAUCCAGUAUACUGAGAUUGAUGCACCAAAGGAACAAGUUCAUUCCAGACUCCAGGAGUUAGAGAAGCUAGCAGCUGCAAGAGGGAAGAAGCUUGAUGAAACUCUUGUCUUACAUGAGUUUCUUCGAGAAUAUGAAGAUCUGGAAGACUGGAUCACUCAGCAGAAGCAAACAGCCAGCUCUGAAGACUAUGGAAAUGAUUAUGAACAUGUUUUGCAACUUUAUGCCAAAUAUGACACAUUCCGACACCAGUUGGAAGCAGCUGGGAAAAGAGUUGUGGCUUUCCAGCAGCUGGCAGACAACUUGCUGAACCAAGGGUAUUCUGAGUCCUGGGAAAUUCGGCAGAUGCAGAAACAGCUAAGGAACUCUUGGGAGGAACUGUUGGAAAUGACCAGAUUACGAGGUGAGCGACUGAGAGCUGCUGAGGAAAUUCACAAGUGUUACCAAGAUCUGACAGAUGCUCUGGCCCAUAUUGAGGAGAAGUCCAAAAGUAUUCCAGAUGAUGUUGCUAAGGACAUGAGAGGUGUGCAGACCCAGCUCCGGAACCACGUGGCUUUGGAGCAUGAGCUCUCUGGGAAUGAGCAGCAGCUGCAGGAGCUGAUCCACUCUGCAGAUGACGUGCUGCCCCACUGCUCCAAGAAGCAGGUGGAAGACCUGAAGGCAAAGCAGCAGGCAAUAGUGACCAACUGGAAGGGCCUGAAGUCCAAAGUGGGACAGCGCAGGAGACUCCUGGAACAAGCCUACAAGCUUUAUGAGUUUCAGGCACAUGUGUGGGACUAUUUCUUAUGGACAGCAGAAAUAAUAAGGGAAAUGAGAGCCAAGGAGUCUAUUCGGGACAUUUCUACUAGCAGCCUGAGACUCACCCAGCAUCAACAGCUACUGGCAGAGAUCGAAGCACGAGAAGAGAAGUAUGGUCAUGUUGUACAGCUAGGACAGUCCCUCUUGCAAGAUGCGGAAAUGCCAUCAAAAGAGAUUCAGCAGAAGCUACAGGCUUUGUUGGAAGAAAAGAAAAAUGUAUACAAUGCAUGGAGACAGAAGAAGGAGUGGCUGGAGAAAAUACACCAAGAACAAAUGUUCUACAAGGAUUGGGAUCACCUUGACAUGCUCCUGAACUCACAGGAGGUUUAUUUGAAAAGCAGUGACCUCGGAAGGUCUGUAGAUGAAGUAGAGCAACUGAUAAGGAAACAUGAGGCUUUUGAGAAGCUUCUGGCAUCACAGGAUGAGAAGAUGAUGUCUCUUCAAGAACAGGCAAGCAGAUUGGAAAAGGCUGAUGGACUAGAGGGGCAAAAGAUUCAACACAAACUGAAUGUCAUUCACGAGAGAAAGCGUCAGAUCAAGGAUCUAUCCCAGAGCAGGAGAGAGAAGCUGCAGACUGCCCUUCUUCUGGCACUUUUCUACCAAAACUUGGAAGAGGCAGAAGAUUGGAUCAGUGAGCGCAUGCAGAAGCUGGAGGACCCUUCCACACAAGACCCCAGCAAUCUGCAGGACAAGAUGAAGCUGCUGCAGAAACAUCAGGUCUUUGAGGCAGAGAUUCUAGCAAAUGAAGAAAUCAUCACAGCUGUUAAUAAGAAAGGAGAAGCCCUGGUGUCAAAAGGCCACCCAAAAUCAGGAGAGAUCCGUCGCCAAGUCCGCGUGCUUCAGGAACACUGGGAGAAGUUGAAGAGAGCUGUUGCUGCUCGUGGAAAGAUGCUGGAGGACAGUCGGGACUUCCUAGAAUUUCUCCAGAAGGUGGACCAGGUGAAAGCCUGGAUCAGGGAGAAGGAGGUCAUGAUUAAUGUAGGUGAUGUGGGAAAUGACUAUGAACACUGCCUGCAGCUCAAGAAAAAGCUGAAUGAGUUCCGUGGAGCAACAUCAGGGGAAUCAACAGUGGACGAUGCCCACAUCAGGACAAUCAAUGCCCUGGCCAUGAAACUGGAGAGACAGAACAAGGAGGAAACAAAAACAAUCUAUGAGCGCCGAAAGCAGCUCAAUGAGAAGUGGAACAGUUUUCAUGGUAACCUGAAUGCAUACAGGAAGAAGUUAGAGGGAGCCCUAGAGAUUCAUGCCUUAAUCAGAGAAAUAGAUGACAUCACAGAAAGAAUUACUGAGAAGAGUGUAUUGAUACAAGCAUUGGAUUAUGGAAAAGAUGUGGAAAGCGUGGAAAACCUGAUUCGAAGACAUGAAGAAAUGGAGAGAGAAAUCAGUGUUAUUAAGUCCAAAAUGGAGCCACUGGAAGUGGAAUCUUUCCGCCUUUCCACAAGGAAUCCGUCCAUAAAUGACAAACUGACUAUGAAGCAACAGGAGAUGAAAAACAACUGGCUACGACUCCAGGGACAGGCCAAACAAAGGAAGGAGAAGCUGGCAGCCUCGUACCAGUUGCAGAAAUUUAACUUGGAGAUGAAGGAGAUACUAGACUGGGCCCAAAACACCAGAGCUUUAAUGGAAGCAGGGGGGCUGCCUAAAAGCGCAAAUGAAGCUGAAAGUAUGAUUGAGGAGCAUCAGGAGAGAAAGGAGGAGAUUGAAGCCCGGGUGGAAAGAUUCAAUGCUCUCAGUGACUAUGGUAAGGAACUUGCCAGUUCUGGUCACUAUGCAACCCCUGAGAUUCACCAGUGCCUCUCCAAACUACAGCAAGCCUGGUCUGAACUGAUCCAAGCAUGGAAAGAGCAAUAUAUAAAAUUGCUUCAGGCACAAGAUUUACAGAAAUUCUAUGGCUAUGUGGAACAGACUGAGAGUUGGCUCAGCAGCAAGGAGGCCUUCCUAGCUAAUGAGGACUUAGGGGACUCAGUGUCUAGUGUGGAGAGCCUGCAGCGGAAACACACACAGUUUGAAAAAGCCCUGGAAGCUCAGAUGGAGAAAAUCGAUGAGAUGGCUUCAUUUGCUCAGCAGCUAACGCAGAACAAGCAUUAUGACUCAGAAAAUCUUCCUGCUUUGUGCCCAAAUUGGCCAUACUUCAUCAGGAGAAAACAGAGACUACUGGAGAAUGCUGCUGCUCGCAGACAUUUGCUAGAGGAAUCAAGGCUUCUGCAGAAGUUCCUGAAGAAUUCUUUUGAGGUGGCUGCCUGGAUUAAUGAGAAGAAUAGCAUUGCCCAGGAUGAUAGCUGGAAGGAUCCAAGCAAUCUGCAGACCAAACUACAGAGGCACCAGACUUUCCAAGCAGAGAUCAUGGCCAAUAGAAACCGUCUGGACUCCAUCAAAUCCAGGACCAGGAAAUGGUUGGAAGGUGUGGAAAAUGACCUGAAAGCACCUAUAAUGACAUCUGGGGUUUUAGAGGAACUGGAGGAAGACAUUCCUGAAUAUUCUUCUUUCCUUCUCUACACUUUCUUCCGAGAUGUUGAUGAGGAGUUGGCUUGGGUUCGUGAGAAUUUUCCAGAUUUUAUACAGCUGGGGGCAGAGAGGAGCUCUGAUUAUGGGAAGAAUGAAGAAUCCACACAAGUUUUGCUUCGCAAACUUGAAGCUACCAAACUGGACAUGGAUAGUUUCAGGUCGCGGAUUGAGAAAGUACAGGAGACAGGGAUAAUACAAAAGAAAAACAGAUUUCUCCUCCAGGCUAACAGAAACACCAGAGAACUAAUACUUUCAAAGCUCCAGGGGAUCCUAGCAGACUAUCAGUCUCUCCUACAGAAGUCUGACACCCAGAGAAAACGCCUGCAAGAACAAUUCCAGCUCUAUCAGUUUGAAAGAGAAUUCCAGCUGGUGGAUGCAUGGCUUUCCAGUAAACUGUCUGUAGCAGAGUCAGACGACUAUGGGCAGAUGUUGAGAAAUAAAAUUAGUUUAAUAGCAGCCCAUGAAGUUCACCAGUAUGACCACGAUGUGGAUGAAGUAAAGGGCUGGAUGCAGGAGAAAGAAGCAGUGGUGGAUAUAGAAGAUUAUGGAUAUCUUCUCACAUUGGCCGUGGGAUGUGUGCAUUCCCAAAUUUCCAACAGAUUCAGAUUCUUUCCUUUUUACCCUUUGUCUGUGUUCUGUAGGGCCUGGGCCAAUGAGAUGCAUGCUCUGGUGAUAUCUGAGGAACUGGCAAACGAUGUCCUGGGAGCAGAACUGCUCAUCAAGCGCCAUGAGGAAUACAAGCGUGAGAUAGAGAAACAGUGGCUGAAAUAUGAAGAAAUGCAGCGGGCAGGAGGUGACCUGAUGAAGAGGCAUUUCAUGUCUGAAGAGAUUGAAGAAAAACUGUUAGAGCUGUCAGAGCUGAUGAAGAAGGUAAAGGAGAGCUGGGACAUGAGGAAAGUACUAUAUGAAGAAAAUUGUUUCGCCCCUAUGGGGUUUGUUAUUGAGGAUAUUGUAUUUCUCAUCAUUCCAUCUCCGAGUGACCACGCUUUACCCCUGCAGAGAAGGACAAAAGCCACCACAGUGAGAUGA
Messenger RNA from Cyanistes caeruleus (blue tit), 9554 nucleotides. The record is from RefSeq and is a predicted model, not a curated record. Lineage: Eukaryota; Metazoa; Chordata; Aves; Passeriformes; Paridae.